Messenger RNA from Knipowitschia caucasica, 285 nucleotides. The record is from the annotation of a GenBank genome assembly. Lineage: Eukaryota; Metazoa; Chordata; Actinopteri; Gobiiformes; Gobiidae.
AUGUGUCCCCACAUGACACAUGUGUCCCCACAGGUCACAUGUGUCCCCACAGGUCACAUGUGUCCCCACAUGACACCUGUGUCCCCACAGCUGCUGCUCCAUCGCCGGCCCCUGGCUCCGGAGCCCACUCGGAUUCUCAGGGCCACAGCCACCGACUCCAUCCGUCUGCGUUUCCACGGCAACGCGAAGGCCAGCUCCGCUCAGUAUCCUCCAGCUCAGAACGAGACCGAGAAUCAAGCGCGACUGCAGUUCCUGCUGUGGCCGCGGGGGGCGCUGUGUCAGUGA